This is a messenger RNA of Microplitis demolitor, 830 nucleotides long. RefSeq lists its product as uncharacterized. NCBI's taxonomy places the organism in Eukaryota, Metazoa, Arthropoda, Insecta, Hymenoptera, Braconidae. The record is from RefSeq and is a predicted model, not a curated record. The transcript is spliced from 2 exons. The coding region runs from base 290 to 709 and encodes 139 amino acids.
AUUCGCAUCUCUAUUUAUUUUGUUACUCAUCAAUAAUCGCCGACGUCUUAUUUAUUUACUCUAUUGAUUCGCGUCCUACUAUACAUACACAUAAAUAUUAACAUAAAUAUAUAUAUACAGAUAUUGAUAUAAAGCUUUUGUUUACACGGUUACGCUUUGAUCAAGCCCGGCCGUGCUUUAACUUCACAACUGUGAAAUAUAUUUUUUUACCGUGUAACUGAGGACUGGAGGAAAAAAGGGCGAGUUCCUAGUAGUCGCAAUUCCACCACAGGAUCGAUAAACCAGGAGAAUGUUCAAGAAAGCUCUCACUGAAUCCGGAAGGAGAAUCCUAAAGGCGAUUAAAAAAUUAUCAACGAAAAGUCGGGUGGUGACAAAAUCGCAGCAGAAACAGCCGAGACUAAUAAACCCGCAGCUUAAUAUCAAUAAUUAUAGUGGCAAUCACAGUAAUAAUGGCCGCAGUAAUUGCGAUGGUAACAACCAGGUACCAUGUGAGCUGGUGACGACAGCAGUACCAGGAUGGACAGUGACAUACAUCGAGCCCGAGGUCACAUCAUUGUCCUGGUCCCUCUCGUCGCUUGACACUCACAGUAUCGAUACAUAUGUAACCUACAUAAUGGAGGGUUUCGACGAGUGCAACUCAAUGUGCUGCUACUGCAUUGAGCAUGAAAAUCAAAAGAAUGAAAACCGCGAAAAUGAAAUGAUCAUUUAACCAAAGCUACUUUUUUUUAUACGGAAAUUUUUUAAUCAUUUUUCCUAAUAUCUAGUCUACAUGUAUAUGUAAUUUUAAGUAUUUUAAUUACUAAUGAGUAUUAAUUAUCGAUAUCAAUGAA